AUGGUGGUGAUAAUUAUCUAUCUAUCUAUCUAUCUAUCUAUCUAUCUAUCUAUCUACAUUAUUAUUUAUCUAUCUACUUAUCAUAAUCUGUCCGCAUAUUUCUUUUUAUUUCUCUAUCUAUAUUGUUUAUCAUUCUAUAUAUUUCGGUUGUUAUCUAUCUAUCUAUCUAUCUAUCUAUCUAUCUAUCUAUCUAUCCUAUUCCAUUUGCAUGUUCGCAUAUUUCUUUAUCUUCUUUUUCUUUCUUUCUUUCUUUCUUUCUUACUUUCUAACCGAUUCAGUUCGCAUAUUUCUCUCUUCCGUUCUUUCCUUCUUUUAUCUAUCUAUCUAUCUUUCUAUCUAUCUAUCUAUCUAUAUAUAUAUAUAUGUUAUUAUCUAUCUAUUUACCUACUUAUCAUAUCCUGUCCGCAUAUUUACUUCUUUUCAUCUCUCUCUAUCUAUAUUGUUUAUCUAUCUAUACAUUUUUAUUGUUAUCUAUCUAUCUAUCUAUCUAUCUAUCUAUCUAUCUAUCUAUCUAUCUAUCUAUCUUUGUAUCUAUCUAACCUAUUCCAUUUGCAUAUUCGCAUAUUCUUUAUUUCUCGCCUUCUUUUUCUUUCUUUCUUUCUUUCUUUCUUUCUUUCUUUCUUUCUUUCUUUCUUUCUUUCUAACGUGUUCCCAUAUUUCUUUCUUUCGUUUUUUCCUUCUAUCUAUCUAUCUAUCUAUCUAUCUAUCUAUCUAUCUAUCUAUCUAUCUUAUUCUGUUCAUGUCUAUCUAUUUUGGAUUUUGAUAUGUUUUGAUAUCAGAUUUUCAUGA
Acanthosepion pharaonis is the source of this 789-nucleotide messenger RNA. Lineage: Eukaryota; Metazoa; Mollusca; Cephalopoda; Sepiida; Sepiidae. The record is from the annotation of a GenBank genome assembly.